UUAAUAUGCACUGCAAUCAGACGUGCGAAUUGAAAAACAAAUGAUCUGACACGCUCACCGACGCCUCUUGGUUCUGAGCCGCACGCAACGCGGCCAGCAUCUACAAUGAACUGUGAAGACUACACCAUUAUCCGAGGUCUGCCAAUGGCCAACUUGUUUCCCGAAGUCAACGUUCGUUCAGCGAUGAAUUACCAGCCACGCAAUAGGGAUGUGAUCAUCGUUAGUUACCCAAAAUGUGGCACGACGUGGACCCAAUACAUUGUGUCUAACAUUAUAACCAAAGGCAACCCGCCAAAUGAUCCAGGAGAAUUUAUGCUACACUCUCCCUUCAUAGAAUUGUAUGGUGCUGAAUCUGCAAUGAACCCAUCGAGGAAAGGUCCCAUUAUAACGCAUCUGCCAAUGAACGUGUUCCCGUACACCACGCACGCGAAGUACACUUACGUCGCCAGGAACCCUUACGACUGCUGCGUCUCGAAGUAUCACUUGUUGAAAGGCAUCACUCCAAAAGCUUACGAAGAUGUCUCCUUUGAAAGCUUUGUUAAAAAAUUUGUUUCCGGAAGACUGCUCUACGGAGACUACUUUGAUCACCUGCUUCCUUGGUAUGACCAACGAAACGAAGCAAAUGUGCUCUUCCUCACCUACGAGCAGCUCAAAGCCGACACGACGCAAUGGAUUUUCAACAUUGCCGAGUUUCUUGGCGAGGAGCAUAUUAUGGCUCUUAGGGAAGAUGACUUGCUCCUUCAAAGGGUAGUAGAAGCGGCGAGUCUGAGGAAUAUGAAGGUUGUCUUCAAUUAUAGCCCACACGAUAGAGUAAAUCGCAUGCUUGAACUUCCACCGGAAAAGUCUCUGAAACUUGCCGAAGUCUUUAAGAAAGCACCCGUAACGUAUAAAGAGACGCACGAAGGUUGCGGUUAUGUCCGCAAGGGAAUUGUUGGCGACUGGAAGAGCCACUUCACACCGGAGCAGAUUAAAAAAAUGAAGGCGUGGACUGAAAAGAAGACUAAAGGAAGCGAUGUCAUGGACUUGUGGAAAGACAUAGAUCUCCCUAGAGGUGUAGGGCACUGA
Dermacentor albipictus is the source of this 1065-nucleotide messenger RNA. The record is from RefSeq and is a predicted model, not a curated record. Lineage: Eukaryota; Metazoa; Arthropoda; Arachnida; Ixodida; Ixodidae.